Messenger RNA from Vespula pensylvanica (western yellowjacket), 8880 nucleotides. It is a transcript of the gene HDAC4, whose product is annotated as histone deacetylase 4. Gene Ontology annotation, biological process: chromatin organization; negative regulation of transcription by RNA polymerase II. Gene Ontology annotation, molecular function: histone deacetylase activity. The record is from RefSeq and is a predicted model, not a curated record. The transcript has 18 exons. Gene Ontology annotation, cellular component: histone deacetylase complex. Bases 1109 to 4351 code for a protein of 1080 amino acids. Lineage: Eukaryota; Metazoa; Arthropoda; Insecta; Hymenoptera; Vespidae.
UGCCUGCCAGUUCUCUCUCGGCUGUCGCGCGGUAACGUUGUGUAGUUUUCGUCUCGGUCUCGCGUCACUUUCGUGAAGUUUUUUUUCCUUUUGUAUCAUCGUUCUUUUGGAGGCCACCGAUCUACGAUGAAUUUCUAUUUAUUACUUUGUGAAUCGCGAGUGAUCGAGUGAUAGAAAAAUAUCGUGUGAGAAAAGUAAGAAAAGAAGGAAGAAAGAAAAAGGAGAUAGAGAAAGAUAGAGAUAGAGAGAGAGAACGAGAGAGAGAGAGAGAGAGAGAAGCGAGCGAGCGAGUACAUAGAGACAUACACGUACACGCAUAUACAUAGACGCAGAAGAAGAGCGUCGUGGCAGCUUCCGCAUCGCGAAGGAGAACUCGGGACCCACAUCGGCUAGUAUUCUUUGCCAACCCAUCUCACGAAGCUUCUUUAACGUUCUCCGUCCUUCGAGCUUUACCAUCGAUUCAUUGUUUUCGUCCGCCGUUGGAUCUUCGCACGUUCUUUUUCGAAGAGCGUUUCUAAGAGAAAAGAAUUUCAAAGAAACAAACAAACAAAAAAGAAACGAACGAACAUCGAAGGAAGAUCAACGAGAAGAAGGGGAUGAUCGUGAGCAAUGGAUCAAAGGGUGGAUCAUCUAUUGUCAUCAUGGAAACUCGCAGGAUCCUAGUGAGAAAAAUCGAUGAAGAGUAGUAUAAUAAAUAAUACUACAUAACACGUGUAAUCCUUUCUUCGUUGUAGUGUCGGAAAAGUUUCGUUCUUUAUCAUAUUUCAAAUCUAAAUUUGUCGCGUGGAAUUGAUCGAUCGUUGUUGUGCGUAAAAAAAUUUCGUUGACGCGUAAAACCGUGACGACGAGAACGACAACAACGAACGUACGUGCGUGCGUACGUACGUUUGUUGGAGGAAAAGUGUGAUAAAGAAAAUAGAAAAAGAAAAACAAAACGAAAAAAAAAACAAACAAACAAACAAAUAGAGAAAGAGGAGAGAAAAUAAAGGAAAGAUUAGUAAAAGUGAAAAUACAUAUGCGUUUUACGUAGAUGUCGUCGUCAACUCAUGUUAAAUAACGUGACCAUCAAGCGAUUUUCGUGGAUAACUACUUAAGAGGAGUGUGUCAUAUGGCCCUGGAAUAUGGUAUUACUACCUACAAUAUGCACCACACGAAUCAAUUAGAAGACGUGGGCUAUAGGAGUAUCGAGAUCACGUCGGCUUUCACGCAUCUACCUCAAAAGGAGAUGGCCAGGGACACCCCGGGCUCGCCUAUGUCACGCCCGCGGGAUUUGGGUAGCGGAGGAGGCGGUGGCGGUGGUGGCGGUGGCGGAGGAGGCGGUGGUGGCGGCGGAGGAGGGGGAGGAGGGGGCGGGGGUGGAGGUGCUGCAACGGCCACCUUAACUUCCGGCGCCUAUCAUGCUGCAGUUGCUACCACCGAUCCAACGACCCUGCAUGGCCACGCUUUGCAACAGAAAAUACUCGAGCUACAGCAGCACCAUCAGCUACAGCAACAAAUCCUGCGGCAGCAGUAUCAAGCACAGGAACGGCAAUUGGCCGAGAUGCACGAACAACAAAUGCAUCAGCUCAAGCUUUGGGAAAAGCAGAAACAAUUGGAGGAGCAAUUGAGAGAAAAGGAACGAUUAGAGGCACUCAGGAAGAAGGACAAGCAUGACCAUAGCGCCAUCGCUUCGACGGAGGUCAAGCAACGUCUUCAGAGUUUCCUGGUGAAUAAAAAGCAAAGGGAGGCCGCUGCUGCGGCGAACGGGGCCGUCCCUGGUACGCCUGGAUAUAGAAGCUGGUUGCAGCCACAGUCCGAAACAACGAGCAACACAAAUUCCUCGCAUCCUUAUCGUAUGCCACAGAUGUUGCAGGAGAAGUUCGGCGAUGAUUUCCCACUGAGAAAGACAGCAUCGGAGCCGAACCUGAAGGUGCGACUAAAACAGCGCGUGGAGAGGAAUAUGGCGGCCUUGCGGCACUCGCCCCUGAUGGCACGAAGGAAGGAUCGUCUUCUGUCGCACCUCAAGCGGAAGUCGCUACUAGCAAAUGCUGGUAGCAAUCCAGAAUCGGGGCCUAACUCACCACCGACUGUUAAUAAUUCUCAGGCGAGUCCCACCGCAGGAAGCAAUACAGCGAUACAAGAAGAAAGCGAAAGUACGAGUUAUGGUGGUCCGCUGACGAGUAGUAGUCAACAGGGAAGUCUCUCGGAUCUUUCGUUAUUUAGUUCACCGUCCAUGCCCAACAUCUCUUUGGGAAGACCUCAAAUUCCAUCCAGCUCGGCUCAGAGCGGAUCGAAAUUAGCACCAGUCUCUGAAGCUGAAGUUCGUGCUGCAUUCACGGCUCGUCUUGGUAUGCCAUUGACCGGUCAGAUGUUACCAGGCACUUUACCGUUCUAUCCAUCGCUAACGGUCAUCGAUGGAGAUCCUACGUACAUUCACAAACAAAUGCAAAAUUUGGAACAAGUGUCAGUAGGCAGCAGACAACAUCCGGUAUAUCAUACCGCACCGAUUACGGAUACACAAGUAGCACAUACAAGACUGCAGAAGGCUAGUCACCGGCCUUUAGGUAGUAGAACUCAAUCCGCGCCAUUACCUCUUGGUCAUCCGAUGUUGCAAAGUGGGAUGAUGGCACCACCUGCGCAUUACGAGGAAUAUCUGAUCGAGAAACAACACCAUGAUCAACAACAAGCGCACAAUUAUUUGAAACAACAAAUUCGUCAGACCGUCUUAACGCGAGUUAGUUCUCGAGGACAGACCAAUCAGUUGGACGAAGCGCCAGAAAGCGAGGAGUCCGAGGUGAUAGACCUUACGGGGAAAAAGGAUUUAUCGGAGGAAAGCGAGAUUUCGAAACAACAGAGGGAUCGUGAACAGUUUUUGCAACAGCAGAGAGAUCUGAUGAUGAGACACACAUUACAGACGAACGAGUCGACGGCCUAUUCCGGCGGAAGGAGUUCGCAAUCCGCCAGACCACUCUCAAGAGCGCUCUCUAGUCCGUUGGUACAUUUAGGACCUCAGGGUGGCGGUGGUGAUAUGUUUGCUCGGGGCUCACCUCAUCGAGCUAACACGGGAUUGGCAUACGAUCAAUUGAUGCUGAAACACGCCUGUGUUUGUGGUGAAACUGUAAGGGGCCAUCCCGAACACGGUGGUAGAUUACAGAGUGUCUGGGCUAGGCUAUCGGAGACAGGAUUGUCUCAACGUUGCAGUCGAGUUCGUUCUCGUCAGGCCACGCUUGAAGAAAUUCAAACGUGUCAUAGCGAGGCUCACACGCUUCUAUUCGGAACGAAUCCUUUGAAUCGUCAAAAGUUAGAUAUGUCAAAGCUUCCACAAUUGCCGAUCAUUGAGUUGCCUUGCGGAGGAGUAGGCGUUGAUUCCGAUACAACGUGGAACGAGUUAAACACGGCACCUGCCGCUCGAAUGGCCGUAGGUUGCGUCGUUGAUCUCGCUUUGAAAGCAGCGAUGGGUGACAUCAAGAAUGGCUUUGCAGUCGUUAGACCUCCGGGGCAUCAUGCGGAGAGCAAUCAAGCGAUGGGCUUCUGUUUCUUCAAUUCCGUGGCGAUCGCUGCUCGUCUGUUGCAACAAAAACUUGACAUCAGAAAAAUAUUGAUCCUUGAUUGGGAUGUUCAUCAUGGAAAUGGAACGCAACAUAUGUUCUACGACGAUCCUAGAGUACUUUACCUCUCCAUACACCGACACGACGAGGGUAACUUUUUCCCAGGUACGGGUGGACCAACAGAAUGUGGUACAGGCGAGGGUUUAGGAUAUAACGUGAACGUUGCAUGGUCUGGUGGAUUAAAUCCACCAAUGGGAGACGCCGAAUAUUUGGCAGCCUUUCGAACGAUCGUGAUGCCGAUCGCCAAGGUUUUCGAUCCUGAAAUCGUUCUAGUUUCUGCGGGUUUUGAUGCUGCUGUUGGUCAUCCAGCACCUCUUGGUGGCUACAAGGUCAGCCCUGCGUGUUUCGGUAGGAUGACACAGCAGUUGCUAACUCUCGCAGGUGGUAAGGUCGUUCUAGCUUUGGAAGGUGGCUAUGACUUGGCAGCGAUCUGCGAUUCCGCUCAGGAGUGCGUGAGAGCUUUGCUAGGUGAUGAACCAACUCCAAUUCGAGAGGAUGAACUCACGCGGGCUCCUUGCCAAAAUGCCAUUGAUACAUUACAAAAGACUAUCGCCAUUCAGAUGUCUCAUUGGCAAUGCGUUAAACUCUUCGCUCAUACCGUCGGUAUGAGCGCAAUUGAGGCAAGCCAGAAGGAACACGACGAAACGGAAACAGUAUCUGCGAUGGCUUCGCUUUCCAUGCAACAGCCAACGAAUCUUACAACUACGCCGGAUCAUUCCCGAGAAGUCUCUGAGGAACCGAUGGAGCAAGAUGAGGCAAAAUGAAGCGUAUUCGUUUAGAUGUUAGCGAUCAUCGAUCAUGUUGAAAACGAAUUGAGAAACGUCGUGACCGGAGCUAGGAACCGAAAGCAUGGAAACGAGAAUGUCUCGUUUUCUCAAAGAUACAUGUAGAUCAUGGAUUCGGUAUGUUACAUUUGGAAAGAUAAUCCAUGAAGAGUCUACGUUGAUGAGAUCAUCGACGUGUCUUUUGUAAGUCGUCGAUGACCCUUUGCUGGCGUUUUUUGAAAGACAACAAACCAUUGGAAAAAAUGUGAAAUUUUUGUCGAGUUAAUAUCGUUCAUGAACGAGUUGUGUAAUGCGAGUACUAUCCGUGUAAGAUUACUACGAGCGGAAGAGCCGUUAUUUGUCGCUUCUUAUUGGGUAAUCUAACUUUGUUUUUUUUUCUCUCUCUCUGACAUUUUUCCUUUUCUUUUCUUUUUUUGUUUCAUUUUUCUUUUCUCAUUCUUUUUAUUUAAUUGUCCAUCACAGAGUAUACGAUCCAUUUUCGUUGUAAAAAGUUGUAACUGUAUAGACACAGUUUUUUCAAAGGAAAAGGUUAAUGUACGGAAGAAAUGGUUGACGGUCCUCCGUUCACAUUGGAAGUCUGUUAUUGAGAACUUCUUACCAGUGUCUUACUAAUCAACAACGAAGGAUCCCGAGGUUUGAGAUAAGGAAGAAAUGAAUUGUCAACAGGCACAAACAUAAUUCUUUUAUCAACGAUAAUAUUAUAUAGAAUUAAUAAAAAAGAAUUGACUCUUAAAGACAAUUAAUUAUUUCGUGCUGAAUAUUUAAUGCAUCGAAACAACUUACUUCUUCUUUGUCUCUUCUUUUUUAUUUUUAUUUCUUUUCCAAUCCAAUUGCAAUUCUAUUAAAGAAUUGUGUUAUGUGUCGUUGACAGUGUUUGGAGCGUGCUUAUUAAGGAAAAAAGGUAUACAUAUAUAUUUCCGAUACAACGUUAUAUAUAUAUGUAUGUAUAUAUAUAUAUGUAUAUAUAUAUAUAUACACAUAUACAUAUACAUAUACAUACGUACACAUAAAAUACAAUCUUAUGCUUAUCGUACUUGCUUUUCAUAUACGUUAUGAAAUCGUAUUCUACAUCUUAUACGUACAUAAAAUUUAAAGUAAGCGAGAGCGAGAGGGAAAGAGAGAGGGAGAGAAGGAGAGAAGGAGAGAGGGUGAGAGAGAGAGAGAGAGAGGGAGGCUUGGAAACAGGGAGAGGGAAAGAAGAAUGCAUAUAAGACUUCGCGAGCAGAUUAAAGAAUUGUCACAUUUCUACAGUGAAUUGUACAAUUAGGUCACAAUUAAUCUAUUGUUGGAUCUACUCUGUAUAUCAAAGAAAAUUUUGCCAUUAUUGGUGUAAAUAAUUUUGUUUUGUAUAUAACGAUAUUUCAUUGUUACAUUUAAUGUAUUUCGUAUUAACCCUUUGAUUGCAGCACAUUUUAACUGGAAAUUAUCUGCUGUGUGCUAUACAAUGACAUUUACAUAACGUGAUGCAAGUUGAAGAAUACAUUAUAGCCAUCAUUAUACCUUAAUCAUUCAUUAUUACUUAAUCGGUUGACACGCAACAUGUAAACUAUAUUCGUAUUCAAUUUUAUUAUCAAUUUAAGCAAACAAUGGAUGUUUUGUUUCCUACAAAAUUUAUUGGACAUACACUUGCGCCUUUCAUCAGUAAUCAACAACUUUUUGAAAACGUAUAUAUACGUCUUUUACAAUAAAAGGGAUUAAAGUAAGGUAAGAACAACGAAUCGUACGAUAAAUUUAAUUGAUCGUUGUACGAAUUUUUGAAGUUCUUAAUUAUAUAAUUCGUCUCAGGUUGCGUUAUAUAUAUAUAUAUGUCAUCGUUGUUUCUUAGCUCUCACUUUUAUCUUGCACGCGAAGUCUUUCACGCCAUUGGCUGGCUAGAUUGCAUUGAUAUAUCAGGAUUUGAUAAGUGUAUUAAAAAGACAGUAGAGUUAAAGAUACAUUGUUCGUCUUCUGCCAAAAGGAAACAAGAAAAAAGAAAGGAGAAAAAAAGAAAAGAAAAUGCAAAAAAAAAAUAAUAAAAAUAAAAAUAUGGCAAAGAUACUACGUGCGUUGUGCUGGUCACUGGCGCUUUGUUUUCACCUACAUACAUAUAUGAUUUUAAUCUGUUAGAAAACAUUCUUAUUGUCGAAGAAAAAGCUGUCAUGGCACAGCCGGAAGUCCUCGUGAACGGUAGUGUAUCAUAAACAUAUGAAACACUAUAAAAGAUUUUUGUAUUAUUUAUGUAACACAACGGGCAAUUAAGAAUGAUAGUUAAUAAUCCUCUAUAAAUUAAUGUUACUUCGAGGUGAAACACUGUAUUUGUUAAAUGUUAUUGUUAUCUUUUUGUCACAAGUCACAAUCAAUGUUAAGUUCAUAUUGUAAAAGUUAAUAUUUCUUUAGUUUAAGUUUAGUAUAAUAUGUUUUAAGUUUCACGUUAGAUAAUUUUUUGUUUGACAACAAACAAAAAUUGAGUUAUAGAGGAUUAAUAAAGAAGUGCAUUUUUAGCGUGCUCGUUGGUAUAAGAUAUCUUCGUGUUUAUAUUUGAAAACAAUUAUGAUGAAGGUAGACGAGAACUUCGUUGAUGAAUUUUAUAAAAGUUCUUUCUUCUUUCAAAAUCAUAUACAUUUUGCACAGUUUGUGUAUUUAUACCCAUUACCAAUGUACGUUCGCGAAGGCUAUUAUUAUACGCUCAAACGUUUUUAACAAUUUCUGAUCAUCCGACAUCUCUCUUAUCGUUGGAAUGAUUAAAUUUUUCGCUUUAAGAUAAUAUUUGUAACGCGGUAGAAAUGACAACGGUAUUAUUAAUAAUUAUACAUGUGCGUGCUCGAUUAUAUCCCUUGGACGGUAUUACAAAACAAAUUCCGUGAGAUAUGAGAAUUUCUUGAGAUAUAAUUAAAAAAUUAAGUAACACUUUAUUGGAUAUAACGACACACGUUGCGCGUAUUUGUGUUAACGUUUCAUGUGUUUUAUUAUUACCGUGUAAAAAUCGUCAUAGGAGACACUGCCAAAUUGAACCAUGGCAUAAUGUAAAACGUGUAACGAGUUUUCGUUUAUAUUUUUCGAGCAUGCAAAGAUGCACCGAUGUAUUAACUAUCCCGUAAUCCGUUGCAAUUUUAAUGACGUUAGAUAUUUAAAAAAAAAAAUAUUAUAUAUGUAUCAGAUUGUCCUUUGUAUUUUGUCUGUUGAAAAAACCUUUCACGAUGAUUUCAUUUCUUACUACGGACAAAGGCUGGUGUGAUUUUUGUGAUAUUUUGUAAAAAGGUUUAUUAACGUAUGGUUAAUGAAGGAUGUAACGUUGUCGAGGAAUGCGGGAGAGUUAGAGAGAAUGUUAGAAAGAAGAAUGUGUGAGAGUUAGUGAGAGCUAGUAGUGAGAGAGAAAAUGGCAGAGAGACAAGGAGGAUAGGAGAAAAAUAUACUUCAGAUACAAGCAUUUAUUUUUGUGUCAUGCAUUUUACGAAAGCAGAGAUGAAUUUAAGAACAUUUAUUGAUAUAAUAAAAAGAACGAAUUAGAAGAAUAUAUUGUAUAUGUAAAGUGUUUGGCAUACAAACGAAAUAAAAAAAAUAUAUAUAUAUAUUAUAUAUGAAAUAUAUAUAUAUAUAUAUAUAAUAUAUAUAUGUACAUUAUAUAGCUGUAUAUCUCACGAUGAACAAAAAAAUGGAUAUAUCGUUUAUCGCAAGAAUCUCAAGUGUUUGUUAAAUGUUGUCCCUAGAUAUUUACACAAAUGAAAGAGAACAAGAGCAAUGUUGAAUUAUUGAAAAAUUCAUUUGCAGUGUAUUUUCAAUACGAGCCCAGCCUAUGUGUGUGUAUACAUCAAUUUACGAUAACAAUCUAACCAAUGAAAACAUCUAAUAAUUUUUGUAAGAAAAUCGGUUUUAAGUGUAUAUCAUUCGAACGGAUGAUAAAUUGAUUUUAUUGUAACAUUAUGGUAAAUAAUCUUAUAUAGACAAGUGUAUUUAACUAUCUAUAAUUUAAGAACGAGUCGAAUGAGCGACUUGUUGUGAUUGUUAAAGCAAUCAUAGCGGCGAUGCAGGUGCGAAACUCGAACUUUUUGUACAAUACAAAUUAAUAGCGACGGGAAAUUAAGUUUUCGUCGUAGGCCUACAGAAUAUGUACUUCACUUAUGGCCGGUGUUAAUGAUGCAAAGAUGUCCUGCGUCCUUUUUUUUUCUUUUUCUUUUUUGUUUCUCUGUUCUUUUGGUUGAUCUUAUAUCGACACAUUUUUAAUCUAUUAUUUGAUAAAUUAUUCAUUACGAUCAUUCAAAAUUCUGUGAAAGUUUUUGUUCGAUAGGGGAAGAAACCGAUAACAUUCCUGUAUCAUUUAUAACGGAGCGAUACAAAUUAGAUAUAAGUGAUAUUACGCUACAUUAAAUGCAGAAUAUAACAUGAAGAUAACCGUUAUAAGAAAAUAUUGUUACAUGGAUGCGAAUAUGAUGUCUUUAAAGCAUAAGUUUAAUGCAAUAGCUAUACAUUUUUUAUGUAUAUAAAUGUACUUCGUAAUAUAAUUUUAAAUAAAAAGUAUAGUCAUUGUGUUA